Phoenix dactylifera (date palm) is the source of this 960-nucleotide messenger RNA. Its product is annotated as putative WRKY transcription factor 51. Lineage: Eukaryota; Viridiplantae; Streptophyta; Magnoliopsida; Arecales; Arecaceae. Gene Ontology annotation, biological process: regulation of DNA-templated transcription. The record is from RefSeq and is a predicted model, not a curated record. Gene Ontology annotation, molecular function: DNA-binding transcription factor activity; sequence-specific DNA binding.
GAAGGAUGAUGCUUGAGGACGCAUCAAGUGAGCUGACGCAUGACACCAUCGAAGAACCUUCGCAUCACCUUGGGGGAAGCAUCCUUUCCUUUGCAUAUAUAUAUAUAGCUAUUGGCUCCACUGGCCAAACAACGUGAUUGGAAAUGGUCAUGGCGGCUCCUUUGGGCUUCACUGAGAUGUCCUACCCUCCCUUCUUCCUUGUAGAUAACCCUUCUGGAGUUCCUGACUUCGACUUCUUCCCCGCCGAGGCCUCCGAUGAGUCCAUGCUCGGAGUUUGCAAUGGUGUAGCCGCCGAUGAAGCCCUGUUCGAGGACUCAUUGCUCGCCGGUGAUCCCAAAACGCUGGUUGCCAGCGAUUGCGGCCUAAAUGCGCCAACAACUAGACUGGUGAUGAGCGAUACGAAGAGAAUGAAAGUGGAGACGGGUUGUAGGAUUGGAUUUAGAACAAAGUCUGAGGUUGAUGUCUUAGAUGAUGGCUUCAAGUGGAGGAAGUAUGGGAAGAAGUCCGUGAAGAACAGCCCAAAUCCAAGGAAUUACUACCGGUGCUCCCGUGAGGGCUGUGCAGUGAAAAAGAGAGUGGAAAGAGACGCGGAAGACUCCAGCUAUGUGAUCACAACGUACGAAGGGGUGCACAACCAUGAGAGCCCGGGCACUGUUAGUUAUGAGUUCAGCCCUCGUCAAGCCAAAACCUCGGCGUGGGAAUCAUAUGACCAGCUGCCCUUGGUGGUUCCAAAUGUAUAUAGGAUGCAGGCUGCUCGCUCUUUCUACUGAGUCGAAGUAGUUUCCUUCAUGCUUUGAUGAGCCCAAGCAAAUUGUAAUCCAAAGAAAUGAUUAAUUCGAGGCAGACCCGAGUGCACUUCCACACGCGUGCGAGUGUGCGCAUUCGUGAAGUAAGCGGUGGGCGAUUGUAUUAAUUAAUUGUCUUCCAUUGGUAUAUAUAUACAUGCUUAAAAUUUCCUGC